This is a messenger RNA of Phymastichus coffea, 1455 nucleotides long. It is a transcript of the gene kra, whose product is annotated as protein krasavietz. The transcript has 7 exons. Gene Ontology annotation, molecular function: protein binding. The coding region runs from base 184 to 1446 and encodes 420 amino acids. The record is from RefSeq and is a predicted model, not a curated record. Gene Ontology annotation, cellular component: cytoplasm; membrane. NCBI's taxonomy places the organism in Eukaryota, Metazoa, Arthropoda, Insecta, Hymenoptera, Eulophidae.
UUCUCGCUCACGCACACCACCUACGCCGUGUUUGUAGUGUGAGAGAGCGUGACUAGUGCGAGGCAGCAGUUCGAGAAGGAGAGUCGUCGACGAAGUAUACACUUCCUCGAUUGCAGUUACAGCGCCCGGGUGCAAUAACCAGGGAAGUUUCUUGAGUUGGACGUGUCAUUAAACGGAUAUUGUAUGAGUCAAAAAAUAGAAAAGCCAGUGUUGUCAGGUCAACGCAUCAAGACCAGAAAGAGAGAUGAAAAAGAAAAAUACGAUCCAACUGGAUUUCGUGAUGCUGUUAUUUCCGGUCUUGAGAAGGCUGGUAACGACUUAGAAGCUAUUUCAAAGUAUCUUGAUACUGCUGGUUCUAAGUUAGAUUACCGUCGUUACGGUGAAGUCCUUUUUGACAUAUUAAUAGCUGGAGGUCUUUUGGUACCUGGAGGUUCCAUUGCUCAAGAUGGAGAUAAACCAGUCAAAACAACUGCAUGCGUCUUUGAACAACCAGAAGAUAUGGAAUCCCUGCGAAACUUUGAGCAGGUGUUUCUCAAGCUUACACGACGGUACAAAUACUUGGAAAAAAUGUUUGAAGAGGAAAUGAAAAAGGUUCUUGUUUUCAUCAAAGGAUUUACUCCAAAAGAAAGAACCAAAUUGGCAAGGAUGACUGCUUUAUGGAUUUCCAAUGGAGCUGUUCCACCGAUUGUGCUCUCUGUUUUAAUUAAUGAGCAUCUCAUAAAAGAUAAUCUUGCACUAGAUUUCCUUCUAGAAGUUUUUGUUACAUGGAAGCAAGAAAAAGGCCUACCAAGUUUACUUAAUGCACUUAAACGAGGAGGUAUUGAAGGAAGGUUGAUGGAAUUUGUACCACCAAACAAGAGGACUGAUGAGUAUUUUAGAUCAGUUUUUGAAAAUGCCGAUUUAGCUGACAUAGUAAAACUUCAUAAAGCUCAAGCAAGUCAAGAAGCAAAACGCGAUCUUCAACAAUUACUUAUUGAUGAUUUAGCUGAUAAUAAACCCAUAAAAGACAUAGUAAAUGAUCUCAAAGAAAUGGCUCAACGUAGUAAUAUUCCUGAGCAUGAUAUCAUUGGACUGAUUUGGAAUACAGUUAUGAGUCAAGCUGAGUGGAACAAAAAAGAAGAAUUAGUCGCCGAACAAGCACUGAAACACUUGAAGACUUAUACACCAUUGUUUGGCGCAUUCACAAACACUGCCAAAUCUGAGCUUGCUCUACUGCUCAGAGUUCAAGAAUUCUGUUAUGAAAAUAUGAACUUCAUGAAAGCUUUUCUGAAAAUUGUUUUGCUCUUCUACAAAACUGACGUAAUAUCAGAAGAAGUGAUUUUGAGGUGGUACAAAGAUGGUCAUUCAGUUAAAGGUAAAAUGCUCUUUUUGGACCAAAUGAAGAGCUUUGUUGAAUGGUUGCAAAAUGCAGAGGAAGAGUCUGAGUCUGGAGAAGAUGAUGACUAAUCAGUAUAA